AUGGCGGCCACAAGCAGAGGCGCAUUCGCCGUUCUAGGGCGUCUUCAAACAGCAUCCCCCAGACUCUGCCGGCAAUGCGCUAGAGUCCAGAUCAGAGCUCCCUUGCGGGCCUACUCAGGCGCCGCCGCCGCCGCCGCAUCGACGACGACGACCACCCCUCCGGGCCCCCCGAACCCGCCCACCAUCCCCCCCGAGCCCAAGCCCGCGGCCCCGAAGGAGGCCGGCCCCGGCGGCUACCGCAUCAAGUCGGGCGUCGUGGUGACCCGCGCCCCGCUCCUCACGCGGCCCCUGACGGACUUCGAGCAGGCCUACUUCUUCUACCAGAAGCGCCUCAACGAGCGGCUCGCGCUGCCCUUCAUCACCUCGGUCUACUUCAAGCCCGACACGCCGGCGCUGAUCGACUGGAACAUGAAGGUCAAGGACCGCCAGGGCACGGUGGCCAAGGAGCUGGGCGUGUACAACGGCAAGGCGUCCAAGGCGUGGGACGACGAGCUGCUCGUCGGCGACGGGCUGAGCGGGCAGGACGCGGCGGUCGACCUGCUGCUGAAGGACGCCGUGAUGCGCGUCAGCGACGACGCCGAGAUCAUCCCGGAGGAGGACCGCGCGCCUCCCGAGAAGCUGCAGCCGCGCGCGAGCGAGGCGGACGCCAAGGGGGACAAGACGAGGCUGGACCGGGCCAUGGACCGGACGCUGUACCUCGUCGUGAAGAAGGGCGACGUGUGGGAGUUCCCCGCGGCGGGGCUCAGCACGCAGGAGAACCUGCACGAGGGCGCCAAGCGUGUGCUCGCCAACACGGCCGGCGUGAACAUGAACACGUGGAUGGUCGGCCGGAGCCCGGUGGCGCACCACGUGCCGGAGCCGGUGGUGAAGGAGGACGGCGUCGUGGAGCGGUCCAAGACGUUCUUCCUCAAGUUCCGGAUCAUGGCGGGCCAGGCGGACGUGGCGGCCAACAAGUACGGCUACGAGGCGUUCCGGUGGCUGACGAGGGAGGAGCUGAAGGAGACGCUGCCGUGGGAGUACUACCACAGCAUACGCAACAUGUUGGCCGACAGGUGA
Colletotrichum karsti is the source of this 1056-nucleotide messenger RNA. RefSeq names its product 50s ribosomal subunit l30. Gene Ontology annotation, molecular function: structural constituent of ribosome. Gene Ontology annotation, cellular component: mitochondrial large ribosomal subunit. The transcript is spliced from 3 exons. Lineage: Eukaryota; Fungi; Ascomycota; Sordariomycetes; Glomerellales; Glomerellaceae. The record is from RefSeq and is a predicted model, not a curated record. The coding region runs from base 1 to 1056 and encodes 351 amino acids.